Messenger RNA from Calliphora vicina (urban bluebottle blowfly), 4406 nucleotides. RefSeq names its product DENN domain-containing protein 1B. Bases 472 to 3699 code for a protein of 1075 amino acids. Lineage: Eukaryota; Metazoa; Arthropoda; Insecta; Diptera; Calliphoridae. The record is from RefSeq and is a predicted model, not a curated record. Gene Ontology annotation, cellular component: intracellular membrane-bounded organelle; cytosol. Gene Ontology annotation, biological process: endocytic recycling; endocytosis. Gene Ontology annotation, molecular function: phosphatidylinositol phosphate binding; guanyl-nucleotide exchange factor activity. The transcript is spliced from 10 exons.
CAUUGAACAUUUUGGAGCAGACGUUUUUGUGUUUAAUGAGACGUAGUACGAAUAAAAUUGUGAAAAUAUGAAAAUAGUUGAAAUUCAGCAAAAAAAAAUAUAAUUGAUAAAAAUUCCAAACAAAUUUUACAGCAAAACGCAAUUAUAUUUUGAUAUAAAAGUUUCAAAGUGUUUUCCUUUAUAGGAAUAUGUAAAACAAGAAAUUACGAGAAUAAGUGGAAGAAAGAGAAUUAAAAUUUUUUUUGCAAAGUAUUGACAACGAAGAAACAACAUAAAGAAAAGAAUAUAAUACAACAAAAAAAAAGUAAAGUGAUAUGAAAAUUAAGAUAAAGUAAUGAAAAAUUAACAAAAUUUGCACAGAUAAUUUGUGAAAUAUAAUGAAAUUUAGUGAGCAAAUAAUAAAAAUGUUUUAAAAAAUCGCAGUAAUAAAUUAACAUAGUAAAGUAAAGAAUAUAUUUUCUUCAAACUACCAUGAGCUCCCGUAACAAAACCGAUGUUAAGAAAUUAUUUGAAUAUUGGUGCGAAGUAUCCCGAACUCAUGGCAUUGAUCAUACUUCAUCGCGUCUAAAUGGUCACGAUGAUGUUGGUAACAGCUCUUCAACACCUGAAGGUGUAAUCACUGAAAGUUUUCCAGAAAAUUUUCGUGAUGAAAAAACCAUUGCCAAUAUACCCGCCUUUGCAUUUCCCUGUGAAUUUGAAUGUGAUUCCGUGCAAAUAUAUUCCUUUGUACUAACCACAGACGAUUCAAAAUGGCGUUUUGGAUUUUGUCGACACGAUCCCAAGACAGCCACCACAAUGGUCAUUAUCACACUCUUGCCAUGGCAUGAUACAUUUUUAAAAUUAUUAUCCCUACUUGCUGAGCUGAGAAGGACUGAUCCAAAAGACUUUCAUAAAUUUUUAACCGAUGCUUACAAUAGUGGUGUACCAGAUGUGGGCAGUCAAUUGAAAUUGCCACACAGUCAAGGACAAAGUCUUUUUAUAUUUGAACAUCCCAAACAGUUUCAGCUGCCCAGUAUACCACAAAAUCACAAUUUGAAUCUAUAUUACAAUUUUGUUUAUCCAAAGAAUAUGAUUGCUGUAUUUGCGGCCAUGUUAGCUGAAAGACGUAUUAUUUUUACUUCUAAACGUUUAGAUCGUUUAUCUUCGUGCAUAUUAGCGGCCAAUGCAUUUCUAUAUCCCAUGGUAUGGCAGCAUAUAUUUAUACCUAUGAUGCCCAUGAAGCUAAAAGAUUAUUUAAGUGCACCCAUGCCUUAUUUAAUAGGUGUACCUUCAAUGGUAUUAAAUACGAUGAUGCCGGAGGAAUUAGGCGAUGUUGUGAUUUUAAACUGUGAUACAAAUAUUUUCGAAAGUCCCUUUGAUGAUGUCCACUCGAUGCCUCCCGAAAUUGUUGCCCACUUAAAGAAAGAAUUAAGUCGCACCAAUGAACAUAUGAACGAUCGCGUUUCAAAAAUAUUUCUAGGCGUUUUGGUACAGCUCAUUGGCGGUUAUAGGGAUGCUGUAGAAUUUCGUGAUACUGGCAAAACAUUUAAUAGUGACAAAUUUAUUGAUUCACGACCAUCGCAUUUAAGACCUUUUCUUCGGAAAAUGAUGGAAUUGCAAAUAUUUCGUCAAUUUAUUGACGAACGUUUGGAAAUGAUGAAUACCGGUUUAGGAUUUUCCGAUGAGUUUGAACAGGAAACUGUACGUUAUGCGGAAAAGCGCAAAAAACAUGGUCGUUUCUAUCAAUUUAAGGAGAAGACUAAUCCUGCUGUUAAGUCCGCUGUUAAAUCGGUGAAAGGAAGUUCUCAGACGGCUAUACAUGCUUAUAAAAACUUCAAAUCGAAAUUGCGUGAUAUAACACCACCGCAUACCACGGCACACAAUACCACACAUUUCCGUUCUCAUUUAACAUCGAAUUCGCAGCAUGAUCGUAUUGAUGGUGUUGUCUAUGGCAAAGAAAUUCCCAUAAAAUCCUAUAUGGGACGUCAUUCGGCUCCCAGUUCUCCUAUAUUCGGUAAACGUGUUAAUGGUGUUGCCGGGCCUUCGUCUGUGGGCUUUCAGUAUGCGUCCAAAGAACAAAUUACAAGUGCCUCUCUACAUUUACGCCGCGCUCCAACUCCUUUGGCCAUGUCUAGCUCGAGUACGCACAUACAGUCAAAUGGUUUUGCGAAAUCUGCAACUGGUUCUUAUAAUCUUAAUAAUAAUGUGGCUUCUUCUCCUACGGUCAGUCCGGCAAGUUCGUUAUGCUCGUCUGAAAUGAAUUUAUCACAAGAAUUACAAAACCAUCCUCUAUUUAAGACACCCAUUGUGGAUAGAAGUCUUAAACCAUGUCACAGUUUAGAGCCAAAUCAUCGCAUAACGGCCUCGCGUACAGGGGGGCCACCCCCGGCAAGGCCACCACCACCAGCACCUCAUUUAUUACAGCUUUAUCAACAACAGCCGCAGCAACAGCAAUUACUUCAGCAACAGCAGCAACUCUAUGGUCCGACAUAUUAUAAUCACCCAUACGGUUCACAUCCUCGAGUAGAAGGAAAACCACCAUUUAUACCCAGACCGGCACCACUUUACAUUCCAAAAUCAAAAUCACAAACUCUUAAUACUUCCACCAUUACUACUAUCACCACCACCGCCACUACCACUAGUAAUCAUUUAACACAUCAACAACAGCAACAACUAGUACUACAGCAACAAUCACAAACUUCAUACACAUCAAGUCCCCAUAAUAAAUUAAUACAAACAACUGAAUCCUCAUACGAUACACCGCCCGAUAUGCAAUCACCACCCGUGCCACCAAGACGUCAAUCCUCCGCCACUCCUCCAACACCUACGCCUUGUAAUGGAGGUGGUGGUGUCAAUAUCUUGUCGAAUGCUGUGGCAGCAACUGCUGCCGCCGUUACAGCUGGUAUUACACGACUUGAGCGUAACUGCUGGCAGGAUUAUGCGGAGACCCAACUAUUACAAAAUGAUUCUUUACGCAGUUCCGCUUCCUCAUCAUCGAACAAUUCAAAUACAUCAAAUUCAUCAUCAUCUAGUGCGUCUUUUGUAACGGCGGCUUCUCGCUUUUCACUGUAUCAGUCAUCGCCGCCCGGCUGUGAACCGCCCGUACCAGCUCCACGUUUAAAAAAAGAUAAAGACAAAGAGUCCUUACGUUCUCUACAGCCCCAACAUAUGACAAUGGGUAUGAAUGGUAUUAAUAAUACAGCUUCCUCAAACGCUACAACAACAGCUGCUACUACUAAUUCCCAUGCUUCUGAAGAUUCUAUGAAAGAUUUAAUAUCGCUGGACGAUAGUCAUAAUAGUAGUUUUGAUUUAGAAGAUUUCGAUCCUUUAAAUCAAAAUGCUCGUCCUUUACCAACACAUACUGUUGGCGGUACUAAAACUACUACUAGUAGUAGAAUAACUCAAAAGAAAUCAACAACCUUGCCUACAAAUGCUAAAAAUCCCUCGGCUCUAAUGACUACAUCCAGCAUAAGUAAUCCCUUGUAUACCUAUUAUACACCACAGCAUUUGCCGCCAACUGCUUUGAAACCUCCUACCGAGAAACCUCCACCUUUACCCAAAACAGUACCACCUCCCAUGCCACCACCAGAUGAAGAUUUUGAAUUGCUACGUAAAUAUGGUCUCGAUCAAUUUACCUUGAUCACAACAACGGUUACAUCGACUACCAACAGUUCAACUAUAACCACCACUGGCAUGAGCAAUUGGACAACAUUUGAUUGAACUUCCACAAGUGGCAUCAUCAACAAUUCUUUUUUUUUAUACUAUAAAAUAUAUAGAUUUUGCGCCUAUAAAAGAAAUCCGUUUAGUUUCCAAUUUGUUUUUAUUUUAUUUGUCAUGUAAAUACUUAAAAAAGCAAGUAAACAAAUUAAGUUUAUUCUAGUAAUGUAAUGUAAAAUAUUAUUUUGUUAGAUAUAUAGCCAGAGAAUAUAUUAUUAUAUGUAUAUCUAUCUAUUGUAUGAAAAAAUAUUAAAUUAAAUUUAUAUAAAAAAUUUAAAAAUAAUAAAUCUAUAUUUAAAAAAAAAGAAAAUUAUAAAAAUCAAAAGAUGUAUGAUGUAUGUAUGUAUCUCUAAUUUAAGUCUUAAUUAUGUGAUUAGUAUUUAUGUUUGUAUGUUAAAUUUAUAUACACUCACACAUACAACCACACCAUAUACACAUUCACAUUAUGUAAUUGUAUAGUUUGUAUAAAUGUUAGUUUAUUAAAUGCUUUUACAAGAUUUUCCUUUGUUUUACAAUGAUUAUUUCUUUUUUAUUAUUAUUAUUAUGUCACACUCACUUUAAAUAUUCCAAUUUGAAAACAAAUUUGAAAUAAAAAUACAAUAUUAGAAUAUUAUACACACAUAAAACACAUAAAAGACGUAUGUACUUCGAAAUUAACUAGAAAUUUUCUUUAAUAAAUUAUUUUAAAAUAUAUUAAAAAAAAAAAUAAA